Molecule: messenger RNA, 1594 nt
Organism: Triplophysa rosa
Lineage: Eukaryota; Metazoa; Chordata; Actinopteri; Cypriniformes; Nemacheilidae
Product: thyroid peroxidase-like
Exons: 7
Coding region: 18-1523 (501 amino acids)
Biological process (GO): response to oxidative stress
Molecular function (GO): heme binding; peroxidase activity
Source: RefSeq, a predicted model, not a curated record
UGUUCUCAGGAAAACUGAUGAUGUCUGAGAGUUUGAUCACAUCUUCAUUCCAAGAGAGUUUUAAUACGAUCAAUAAUGCAGUGAAUCACAGCACACACAGCAAAUCGUGUUCUCCGUCGUCCCCUGAGAAGAUGUUUGUGUUCUCCAGACAAGCUGCAUCAGAAACUCAAGAUAUCUCUAAAGCCGCAGAGAUCUUUCACAUGACGUUACGGCUUUUAAAGGAGAAGACAAACAAGAGACACAAAAGAUCACUAAAUGUGUCAGAUCUCUUCUCCGUGGAAGAAGUGAAGCGGAUGGUUAACCUGUCUGGAUGUGUUGGUGUUUCUCAGCCCAUCACCUGCACGGAGGACAGAAAGUACCGCAGUAUCUCAGGAGUGUGUAAUAACAGACAGAAUCCUCUCUGGGGAGCUGCCAACACAGCUCUGACCCGAUGGCUUCCGGCUGAGUAUGAGGAUGAUGCAACACAACCUAAAGGCUGGAACACCGGACGACAAUACAACGGCUUCCAACUUCCACUGGUUCGUGACGUCAGUGUGAAAGUGAUGCACAGCUCCAGCGCUCCGGUCCUGAAGGAUCAUGAAUAUUCACAGAUGCUGGUGGACUGGGGUCAGUACAUCGACCACGACAUCUCCUUCACACCACAAACAGCAUUUUCACAAGGACUCAACUGUCUACACACCUGCAGAAACCACAAUCCCUGUUUCCCCAUACAGAUUUCCAGGAAUGACAGACUGUCUGGCAGUAAAAACUGUCUUCCAUUUUCCCGUUCUUCACCCGCCUGCCCAGACGUUCAUCAGCUCGACUCACGACACACACUUCAGCGUCAACAAAUGAAUUCAGUCUCUUCCUUCAUAGACGCGUCCACCGUCUACGGUCAUUCAGAGCCGCUGGAGAAAACCCUGAGAAAUCUCUCCAGUACCGAAGGCUUGCUGGCUGUCAACAGAAAAUACACCGAUCGCGGUCGAGCGUACCUUCCGUCUGUCACCGGCGGUCCGUCCUCAUGCUUCCAGCAGCCCGGGUCAGCCGAGGGUGACCGGGUGGAAUGUUUCGUGGCUGGAGACACCAGAGUCAAUGAGAUUCUGCCCCUGUCUGCCCUUCACACGCUCUGGGUGAGAGAACACAACCGAGUGGCCGAACACCUGAGACGUCUCAACCCUCACUGGAGGUCAGAGGUCGUCUACCAGGAGACGCGUAAGAUCAUCGGAGCGCUCCAUCAGAUUAUAACCAUGAGGGAUUACAUUCCAAAAAUCAUCGGACAAGAAUGGUUUGACAAGUAUCUUGGAGAAUAUGAGGGUUAUGACGCCUCUUUAAAGCCGUCCGUAUCAAACGUGUUCGCCAGCGCCGCGUUCCGCUUCGGCCACGCCACCAUUUCAGCAACACUCAAGAGACUCAAUGAGAGCCUUCAGGAACAUGAGCGCUUCUCUUCCGUGGAUCUCCAUCAGACGUUCUUCAGCCCGUGGAGACUGGUUAGAGAAGGUAAAGCUGUCUGUCUGCGUCUAAACGACAUCUCUUUUCUUUACUGAUAUGGUUAAGAGUCAUGUUAAUGAUGGUCUGUCCAUUAACAGCUUAUCCACGAACCCGCCGCCACGUGUUU